Recurvomyces mirabilis is the source of this 2937-nucleotide messenger RNA. It is a transcript of the gene PMT1, whose product is annotated as Dolichyl-phosphate-mannose--protein mannosyltransferase 1. Gene Ontology annotation, molecular function: dolichyl-phosphate-mannose-protein mannosyltransferase activity. Gene Ontology annotation, biological process: protein O-linked glycosylation via mannose. Gene Ontology annotation, cellular component: endoplasmic reticulum; membrane. Bases 1 to 2937 code for a protein of 978 amino acids. The transcript has 2 exons. Lineage: Eukaryota; Fungi; Ascomycota; Dothideomycetes; Mycosphaerellales; Teratosphaeriaceae. The record is from RefSeq and is a predicted model, not a curated record.
AUGGCGACCCGAUCAGCACCAAGGCAGCAACAACAACAGCCACUCCCACCCGUCCAAACCAAGAAUGUCCAACAACCACAACAGCAAUCCCCUCGAUCACCCGAGAUGAAGCAAUCCCACCCCUCCAAGCCCCCUCACCCCUCCUACGCAUACACCAGCCACGGCAUAACCAACAACAACCUCCUCCACCUCCCCAAACACGACUGGGAACUCCUCGCCGCCCUCACCCUCGUUGCCCUCUUCGUCCGCCUCUUCCGCAUCUACCAGCCCUCCUCCGUCGUCUUCGACGAAGUCCACUUCGGUGGCUUCGCAAGCAAAUACAUCAAAGGCAAGUUCUUCAUGGAUGUUCACCCGCCCCUUGCCAAGCUCCUCCUCACGCUGGCCGGAUGGUUGGCGGGAUUCGACGGCGAGUUUGAUUUCAAGGAUAUUGGGAAGGAUUAUUUGGAGCCCGGGGUGCCGUACGUGGCUAUGAGGUUGUUGCCUGCGAUUUGUGGUGUCUUGACUAUUCCGACCAUCUACUUGACGCUCAAGGUGGCGGGGUGUAAGACUACGAGUGCCGCUCUUGGAGCUGGAUUGGUGAUCUUUGAGAAUGGACUCGUCACGCAGAGUCGCUUGAUUCUGCUUGAUUCGCCUUUGAUCAUAUUCACCGCCCUGACAGCGCUAAGCUGGACGAGCUUCACGAAUCAGCAUGAGUUGGGACCACAGUACGCAUUCAGGCCUUCCUGGUGGUUCUGGCUGGCCGCCACUGGUCUCACACUCGGCGCAACAGUCAGCGUGAAGUGGGUUGGUCUCUUCACCAUCGCCUGGGUGGGGUCGCUCACAGCCCUCCAGCUCUGGGUCCUCCUUGGCGACACGAAAAAUGUCAACAUCCGCGUGUGGUUCAAGCACCUCUUCGCCCGCAUCUUCUGCCUCAUCGUCAUCCCGGUCACCUUCUACAUGGCCAUGUUCGCCAUCCACUUCGUCUGCCUCGUCAACCCUGGAGACGGCGAUGGCUUCAUGUCCUCGGAAUUCCAAAGCACUCUCAACAGCAAAGGCAUGGCCGACGUCCCCGCCGACGUCGCUUUCGGCUCCCGCGUCAGCUUCCGCCACCACAAUACCCAAGGCGGCUACCUCCACUCCCACUCCCACAUGUACCCAGCCGGAUCCAAACAACAACAAAUCACCCUCUACCCGCACAAAGACGAGAACAACGUCUUCCUCCUCGAGAACCAAACCCAACCCAUCAACUGGGCCCUCGACCCCACAGGCAAUACCUCCUUCCCCGGCCCCCUAGCCUGGGACAACCUCGCCCAACCCGCCUUCAUCGAAGACGGCUCCCUCAUCCGCCUCUACCACAUCGUCACCGAUCGCCGUCUCCACUCCCACGACGUCCGCCCCCCCAUCACCGAAGCCGAAUGGCAAAACGAAGUCUCGGCCUACGGCUACGAGGGCUUCGAAGGCGACGCCAACGAUCUCUUCCGCGUGGAGAUCGUCAAAUCCCUCUCUGACGGCGCGGCCGCGAAGACGAGACUCAGGACUAUCCAGUCCAAGUUCAAGCUCGUGCAUAUCAUGACUGGAUGUGUGCUCUUCAGUCAUAAAGUCAAAUUACCCGAUUGGGGCUUCGAACAGCAGGAGGUGACGUGCGCCAAAGGCGGCACCUUGCCGAAUUCCGUCUGGUAUAUCGAGAGUAAUAACCACCCCCAACUCGACUCGGUCAGCGAGAAAGUGAAUUACCGCAACCCAGGCUUCUUCGGCAAAUUCUGGGAAUUACAACAGGUAAUGUGGACCACCAACGCCGGCCUCGUGGAAUCGCACGCCUGGGACUCCCGACCGCCUAGCUGGCCGAUUCUGAGGCGCGGGAUUAAUUUCUGGGGGGUCGAUCACAGACAGAUUUACCUGAUUGGAAAUCCGUUAAUUUGGUGGAGUAGUACGGCUGCGAUUGGGUUGUGGGUGGCUUUCAAGGCGUUGGCUGUGUUGAGGUGGCAGAGGGGGUGUGGGGAUUAUGGGAAUGUGGUUUUGAGACGGUUCGAUUAUGAGAUUGGGAUGAGUGUGCUGGGGUGGGCGUUUCAUUAUUUUCCGUUUUAUCUUAUGCAACGUCAACUCUUCCUCCACCACUACUUCCCGGCCUUGUACUUCGCCAUCAUGGUCUUCGCCCAGAUCUUCGACUUCACCACUUCCCGCAUCACUCUCUCCCUCCCCAACAAUAUCAACCUGACGCUCAAAAACCAACCUUAUAUCGCCCGCGUCUCCGCCGUCGUCUUCCUGGCUCUAUCCAUCGUCGUCUUUGGCCUUUAUGCUCCUCUUAGCUAUGGAAACUCCUGGACUAAGAACGAUUGUAAUCGCGUUAAGCUUUUUGGGACUUGGGAUUGGGAUUGUAAUACUUUUCACGAUUCUUAUGCGGAUUACUCCCUCUCUGUCAAGCCUGCUUCGGGUCCUGCUCCUACGGGCGACGCGGGUAUGGCUGCUGUGAACGGGCCGGCGCCGCCGGUUGCCGAGGAUCCGGCGAAGGAUGUCCUGGUUACGCCUGGCAUGCCUGCUCCUGUGGGUGGUGGGCAGCAGGUCCUCUCCGGUGCUGCGGGAGCUCCGAUCGUGGAAGAGAAGGUCGAAUAUCGGGACGAUCAGGGGAAUCUGCUCGAUGAAGAACAGGUUAAAGCUUUGGAAGGGAAAGUGUCUUUUUCCACGCGGUACGAGACGAGGACGAGGAUGGUGGAUACGCAGGGGAAUGAGAUCUUUAAUGAGGUCGUUGGUGGGGAGGAGGAGAAGAACUUCGCGGGCUCGUCGGCUGAUGGGCCGGAUGAGGCGACUGCGGGGGAGAGUGGAGGGGCGGAGGCAAGUACGAAGCCGGGGAGUGUGAAUGUUGAGGCGGACCUGCGCAAGGAGGCUGCUGUCGAGGGCGGUGCGGGGACGGCUGAGCCCGAAAGUGGGGCGGGGAAGGAGACGGGGAGGGAUGAGUUGUAG